AAUGCACCUUCAUCACGGCGGGGCGGGGACGGGAGGAGUCCGUCAGCUGGGUCGCUCGUCAGGUCACCGCUUGAAUCGAGGCGCUGUUGCUCGUUAAAACCAGUAUUUUUCUAUUUGAUCAGCAAGGGGGUAUUCUUCUCAAGACAUCUGACUGAUCUUAAUAGUGAAAUUGGUGCGUGUAGCAACGAAGAGAGCGUGAAACGUUUGGCCUUGGUUACGGCCGUGGCUGGAAAGAAGAUAAACAAAGAUCAGCUGAGCCGUCACUUGACACCCACACCCAUGGGUCUUUGUUAUUUUGAGACUCUCCAUCCAUUAUGUACUUAGGAACGAAAAAAAGAAAUUAUUCUAUGUUAAAACUUUUGUAAAGAUUAACAAAAUCAAUUCGUAUUUACUGUAGUGUCGUGAACACAACUCUCAUCAUGUUUGUAGUUCUUUCAGAAUAACUACCUGGAUCCAAACGGAAAAUAUGUAUGUUGGCAAACACACCUCAUAGUCAGUGAAUGAAAAUGAAAGUAUCAGGGAGAAUAAGUGAAUUGUCAAGCUGUUCCAUUCGAUAUUUGGAAUUGAGGACCUACCAUUCUGCAAGGCCAGAUUGGUGUUCCUCUGUGGCCUCCUCCUCAUUUUUAUCUCGGAGACUGAAUGCAUCAAAAAAUCUCUACAGCAAAGACUUAUAUGCCCACUAUGGCUGUGUCAAUGCUAUUGAGUUUUCCAACGAGGGAGAUCUACUGGUAUCAGGAGGUGAUGACCGCAGAGUUUUGCUGUGGAAUGUGGAUGGUGCCUUGUCUGGGAGUCACCGUCCGUGUAUUAUGAAGGGGGAACACAACAGCAACAUCUUCUGUCUCAGUUUUGAUUCAAGCAAUACAAGAAUAUUUUCAGCUGGGAAUGAUGAACAAGUUAUUGUGCAUGAUAUAAAAACGGGUGAAACUUUAGAUGUAUUUUUGCACCGUGAAGCUGUGUAUGGUGUUUCUGUGAGUCCCACAAGUGACUCUGUAUUUGCCAGUGCUGGAGAAGAUGGUCAAGUCCUUCUGUAUGACAUGAGGGAACCUGUUACUACAGAUCCUGUUUGCCUGGCACGGUAUUAUGACGCCUUCCAUGCUGUUCAGUUCCAUCCAGUGGAGCCAUUAUUUAUAGUUACUGCCAAUUCACGAAAAGGAGUCUCCUUGUGGGAUAUUCGGAAGCCUAGAGUACCUGUUUUGCGAUAUGGGGAGAAAAAAUGUGCACAAGCCUCCAUUUGUGCCAGAUUCAACAGAGUUGGCACUCAGAUCAUUGCACUGAGAAGAAGGCUUCCACCUGUUCUGUAUGACACACACAGUUCAAAGCCUGUUUGCCAGUUUGACGCUGAACACUACUACAACUCAUGUACCAUGAAGAGUUGUUGUUUUGCGGGUGACAAUGAUCAGUUUGUUCUUUCUGGAUCAGAUGACUUCAAUCUAUACAUGUGGAAAAUACCAGAGAGGAAUAGUUCAAGAAAUUUUGUAUCUGAAGCUCACAUGGUGCUAAAAGGUCAUCGAUCAAUUGUCAAUGAAGUGAGAUUCAACCCACAAAACUUCAUUAUAGCAUCUUCUGGGGUUGAAAAAAUAGUAAAGCUUUGGAGUGGAUUGUCUCUUCCUGGAUCCAAAGGAAACUUGAAGACAAAUUCAUCUGGAAACUUAAUGACUAGAAGAGUAUACACACAUGAUGAAUACAUAGGACUUGUUAUGGAAAGUGGCCAGGUACUUGGGGAUGUGAAUCAUGAUUAUAGUCAUGGUAGCAUGGAUGAGGACCCCCGCAUGAUGGCGUUCUUUGACUCCCUGGUGCAGCGAGAAGUGGAGGGGUGGACAUCCAACACUGAUCUCUCUGAUGACCUUGAUGAUAAUGCUCCAGGGUCAGGUCUCGAUGAUGAUGAUACAGAGACUACCACCACCACCACACAAUCAUCAUUGUCACAUGCAACCUCUCAAUCUGAUGACAAUGACUCAGAUGAUGAAGCAAAUAGGGGUCCGGGUCAUGACAGCUCUGAUGAACAGCAAGCAGCUGUGCAGCUGAAUCAACUUCAGAGACAACAUGCAAACAAUGAUCCACCAAAAAAUGAUGAUGAUGAUGAUGAUGAUGAUGAUGAAGAUGAGGAAGAUGAAAGAGAGAAAAUAUCUGGAGGCAGUGAAUGGAUCAUGCACCUGAUUGCCAAAAAGCGAGCCAAACUUAGAAUUGCAAAACGAGCAAGAAGAAAAAGGAAACACCUUCGAAGAAAUCGCAAGAAAACUCAGCAUGUUCUUCGUUCUUUCACCACACAAAGAAGGUACCUUUAUCAUCCAGGUCAAAACUCUGUAGAGGAGCAUCCUCUCCAAGCAGAACUCCCUGGUGCUGUGGCUGAUAGUGGAGGAACCUUUCGCCGUCGUACAUCAUACCGGCGGAGAUACAUGGCUCCUUACACCAUCAUGGUAGUUCAUAAUUCAGAGCAAGAAUCUGAACCAGAAUCUGAUGAACAAGAAAAUGGCAAUGUCAGUGACAACGCAGAAGAUAAUCACACUGCUACAGAACAGCAAGCCAGUGAAAAUCUUGAGAAGGUUGAGAAUGGUAAACGGUUGCUUUGGUCUUCAGAUAGUGAAAGUAGUAUUGACAAUGGUCUUUGUCCUGCAAAGCGAAAACGAACUAGUUUGAGUGAAAGUGACAGUGACAGUGAUGAGGAAGGACAGCUGGAGAAAAAAAAUGGACAGAUGAUAUCAGAAAUAAUAGAUUCUAAUUCUAGUGACUCGGAAACUGAAAAACAUAAUGUUGAAGCAAAUUCUAUGUCACAAAAAAAUCUGAAUAGUGAAGGCAACAGCAGUAGAUCAUCUUGUCUUCCAAAUAUUCUAAAUGAUACUACAUUAUCAGAAGAAAGUUUUGGUGAUAGUAAUGGAAUCUGUGACAUUACCAGUGAGUUAAACAUCAGUAGUACUGUAAGUGAUGCCAUCCCCAUCAGUAGUAUUUCAUAUGAUGAUAAUGGUUCACUCUUGUUUGAAACAGAACAUAGCUCACUUGUCUCAGGCAUAGAUCUUCCAAAUACCAUUAACAUGCCAACUGCUACCACUACUAAAAAAAUUAUGCAGAACGGUUCAAAUCAAUCAACUAAUGGAACACUUAUGGGAAACACACUUGAAAAUGUAAAUGUACACACCUCUCAUAAUGUAGAAAAAGAUGACGAGGAGCUAAAUGGACAAAAUCCUGAAGAUAAUGUAGCAGAUAAUACAGAAAAUUCAAAUACAAGUGAUUGUUCUUUAAAAUUCAAAAAAAGACAGUCUGCCUUUAAUGUCAGAAAUUACAGAAGACGAUCUGAAGAUGAACUUUGAAGACUGUCAGUGUUCUUUCUGAGUUUUUUUGACAUUUGAGGAUAGGACUCAGAAUUAUUUUCCAAUGUACUUUGAUACAGUAACACUUGUAAUAACUGUACUUUGCUUCUUCCAGUUUGUUUUAUAGAUAAUAGUAUUUAAGAAACAAUUGUAGGAGACCGGAGACCAUAUAUUAUCACACUUUUCUGUAUUUUGAAUACUUUAACUAUGUAUCUUUAAAAAUCAUUCAAAUCAUGAAAAUAAAACAAAGCCAAUUCUUACGUAGGAAUGGAUGUAAGUUCAGAGAUACAUAUUAUAUACUAUAUAUAUAAAAAAUAUAUAUAUAUUUUUGUAUUGUAUCUAGUCAACAAUAUCUCCUACCAUAAGAUUUUGAGUACUAUAUUUUUUUUUAUUUUUCAAUCCUAUACUUUAGUAAGAAGCAUGGACUCGAUAAAUUACAGACAUAAUACUAAAAAAUCCUUUUUUUUUUUUUUUUAUAGAACAGUUAUGGUGGCUGCCUUCUGUUGUUUGGUGGUGAACUGUUGAGUACCACAAGUAUUGUAGUUUAAUUUGGGUAACUCCAUUAAGAAUGAAAAUGAGUUCUAAAGUGAACAUUAAGAAUGAAAAUGAGUUCUAAAGUGAAUUAACAAGCACAAAAAUAUGUGAAAUAGCCUAAUUUAGUAUAAAACAAUUAGUUGAGUUGCAAUGUACUACAGCUGUGGCCAGACAAUGCUGCUACUUAUAACAUGAAGAACACAUAUGUUAUUUUUGAGCAGCAACUUAAUUUAUAUCCCAGUAAUACCUAUGUUUGUUGUAAUAAAUGUAUUUGAAAGA
Messenger RNA from Portunus trituberculatus (swimming crab), 4118 nucleotides. RefSeq names its product DDB1- and CUL4-associated factor 5-like. The record is from RefSeq and is a predicted model, not a curated record. Gene Ontology annotation, molecular function: protein binding. Gene Ontology annotation, biological process: negative regulation of fatty acid biosynthetic process. Gene Ontology annotation, cellular component: cytoplasm; Cul4-RING E3 ubiquitin ligase complex. Lineage: Eukaryota; Metazoa; Arthropoda; Malacostraca; Decapoda; Portunidae. The transcript has 12 exons. Bases 501 to 3305 code for a protein of 934 amino acids.